Messenger RNA from Chrysochloris asiatica (Cape golden mole), 960 nucleotides. RefSeq names its product putative olfactory receptor ENSP00000348552-like. The coding region runs from base 1 to 960 and encodes 319 amino acids. The transcript has a single exon. Gene Ontology annotation, biological process: G protein-coupled receptor signaling pathway. Lineage: Eukaryota; Metazoa; Chordata; Mammalia; Afrosoricida; Chrysochloridae. Gene Ontology annotation, molecular function: G protein-coupled receptor activity; olfactory receptor activity. Gene Ontology annotation, cellular component: membrane. The record is from RefSeq and is a predicted model, not a curated record.
AUGUUAAGGUUUAAUCAGACCUCCCCUGUGAUGGGGUUCAUUCUCUUGGGACUCUCAGCCCACCCAAUACUAGAGAAAACCUUCUUUGUGCUCAUCCUUCUGAUGUACCUGGUGAUCCUGCUGGGCAAUGGGGUCCUCAUCCUGGUGACCAUCCUGGACUCUCGACUGCACAUGCCCAUGUACUUCUUCCUGAGGAACCUGUCCUUCCUGGAUAUCUGCUACACAACUUCCUCAGUCCCCCUGAUUCUUGACAGCUUCCUGACUCCCAGGAAAACCAUCCCCUUCUUAGCCUGUGCUGUACAGAUGUUUCUCUCUUUCGCCAUGGGAGCCACUGAGUGUGUGCUCCUGAGUAUGAUGGCAUUUGAUCGCUAUGUGGCCAUCUGCAACCCCCUUAGGUACUCUGAGAUCAUGAGCAAAGCUGUCUAUCUGCCCAUGGCUGCUGGAUCUUGGGUAGCUGGAUGCAGCACCGCUGUAGUGCAGACAUCCCUAGCAAUGCAACUGCCCUUCUGUGGAGACAAUAUCAUUAAUCACUUUGCCUGUGAGAUCCUGGCUGUCUUGAAAUUGGCCUGUGCAGAUAUCUCCAUCAACAUUAUCAGCAUGGGAGUGGCCAAUGUGGUCUUCCUGGGAAUCCCGGUACUGUUCAUUUUUUUCUCCUAUGUGUUCAUCAUUGCUACUAUUUUAAGGAUUCCCUCAGCAGAGGGGAAGAAAAAGGCUUUCUCCACUUGCUCUUCCCAUCUCACAGUUGUGGUUGUCUUCUAUGGAACCAUCCUUUUCAUGUAUGGGAAGCCCAAGUCUAAGGACCCACUGGGGACAGGCAAACAGGACCUUUUAGACAAGCUCAUCUCCCUUUUCUAUGGGGUGGUGACCCCCAUGCUCAACCCCAUCAUCUACAGCUUGAGAAACAAGGAUGUGAAGGCGGCUGUGAGUAAUCUGGUAUUUCAGAAACGCUUUUCUCAGUGA